AAGGGAGAGAGAAUAUAAAAUAAUUAGUCAAUAAUCCAUACAAAUGUAUUUCUAGUCGUUAAAACUUACUUAAUUCUAUGGUUUAAAUAGUGUCAAAAAAAAUGUGAUUUUACGUGUGUUCUCUAUCCUAACCCUAUAUAUGGGGUCAACAUGAGCUUUUAUUGGUGAAAGUAGGAACUAGGGUUUCCAAGAUCAUGAGUUUUCCCCUGUUUUCGGUGACAAAUACAACUAGAUUACUCAUGUGUGAGAAGCGGAGCAACUAGAUUGUGAGACGCAAAGCUUAAGCCUUAAGCCAAGGGUGCAAGAGAUGUCGUCAGUUGCAUGGUUUCACUAUUUUUUUUUAUUUUUCCUUUUAACAAAAUAAGAUGUAUAUCUACGUUUUUUAUUUUUUAUUUUUAUGGAAAAAAGAUAUACACCAUUUGAUGCUUAAUCUAUUUAAUUUUGUAAAUUUAGGGCAGGAUUAUCUUCUUAAAUAAUGAAUAAAUUUUACUUUUGCACCGCAUCGUUGGUGGGCCGAACAAAAAUGUGAUAAACCGUUUUAAUAUUUUGGGGUCUGUAUAAAUAAAUAAAUAGUUCUAAUGCUAGGUGAAAGAAAGCAGUCGUCCAUUUCUUCAACUCUCAUACUAAAGAAAUGGCUUUGGCACCCAAGAUUGACGUGAAAAGUUUGGACGAAAAGUUAGAGAAUCUCUACCGACUGUACUCUAUGAAGAAGAAGAAAGAGUUGCAUGACGAAGAAAGCAACAAAGUCAUCAACAUGAGAGCCAUGGGGACCAAAGAAGCUCCUCAAGAAGAAUGGCAAAUGAUCAUUCGAGAGAAACUUGUCGUGAAACAAGUUUUUGCCCGUGGAGGCUUCGGGUCUGUGCAUAAAGGCAUCUAUGAUGGACAAGAAGUUGCAGUCAAAGUGAUGGAGUGGGGAGAAGACGGCCGAACAAAAUCUGAAAUAGCUUCUUUGAAGAAAGAUUUUAGGCAGGAGGUUUCUAUUUGGCAUAAGCUUGAUCAUCCUAACAUUACUAAGUGUAUUGGAGCCACAACGGAUAUCGACUCUGCCUCUGUUAUUACUGAGUAUCUUUCUGGAGGAACCCUAAAAGCCUUCCUCAUCCAACACCGGAAAAAGAAAUUGUCUCUCAAGACAGUUAACCGACUAGCCGUUGAUCUUGCUAAAGGAUUGAGUUUUUUGCACUCCAAGAACAUUGUUCAUAGAGACGUGAAAACAGAAAAUGUGCUUCUUGAUAAGGAUGGUAGGGUGAAGAUAGCAGACUUUGGAGUUGCUCGUCUGGAGGCUUCAAAUUUAGCAGAGAUGACAGGCUACACGGGAACCCCCGGAUACAUGGCCCCUGAGGUCUUGGAAUGUAAACCCUACAACAGAAAAUGCGACGUUUAUAGCUUCGGGAUUUGCUUGUGGGAGAUGUAUUGCUGCGAUAUGCCCUACCCUAACAUCACAUUCUCCGAAUUGACUUCCGCUGUUGUUUAUAAAAAUUUGAGGCCAGAGAUACCCAAGCAAUGCCCAAGCUCUCUAGCCAAAGUGAUGAAACAGUGCUGGGAUGGAGAACCCAAGAGAAGGCCAGAAAUGGAGGAGGUUGUUUCCAUGCUAGAGGCAAUUAACACGUCAAACAGUGCUCCUUCGGGUUGCUUUAGCUUCUUCGGCUCAAGACGCUAACAGACUCAUUUCAACGUAUUAUUUAAGUUGAGAUAGCUGAAUUAAAUGACAAAAGAAAGGAGUGUGGUACU
Messenger RNA from Prunus persica (peach), 1728 nucleotides. RefSeq names its product serine/threonine-protein kinase STY8. Gene Ontology annotation, cellular component: plasma membrane. Gene Ontology annotation, molecular function: ATP binding; protein kinase activity. The transcript has 6 exons. The record is from RefSeq and is a predicted model, not a curated record. The coding region runs from base 632 to 1657 and encodes 341 amino acids. NCBI's taxonomy places the organism in Eukaryota, Viridiplantae, Streptophyta, Magnoliopsida, Rosales, Rosaceae. Gene Ontology annotation, biological process: protein phosphorylation.